UAUUUGAUAUUUAAUAAUCUAUUUUUAUUAAAAAGAUAUUUAAACACAGCUUCGAGAUUCUAGCAAUUAAAAAAAAAAAGUUAAAAAACAAAUUCCCAUUUUAGCGUUUAUUUUAAUGGAGCGUCCGCAUGCGGUCGUACGGGGCCGUCAGAUAAUUUUCUCAUAACUACGGGAUCGGCUCUUAUGCCCCAACACGGAACAGCGUUUGGAGUUUAGAGGGAAUGACGUGGCAGAAUCGUAAGCGCAAAGGUGGGUCCCACUACUUGGGGGGAUAAGUCCAAGCGCGAGAGCCCAACCCACAUGUAAGUGCACUUGGGCCGAAGUGGGCCCAAUAAUGAGGCUUAAGUUUAUAAUUUAACCAACGUGGUCAAUGGGGCCCACUCCACGGCUCGGCCCAGUAACUCCACUGUAGUUCACUAUUACCGUGUACGGUGGUGUGGCGUACCUCGUCGGUGGCCUCUGCUGUAGUGUGCUCCUCCUCCUCAGAUCCCGAUCUCCUAUCUCCUCCGAUCGGAUCAAACGCCUAGGGUUUUCCUCUUCCCCGCCAUCGCCAUGGAUGCGCACCUCAAGCCUCUCUUCGCCCUCUAUCACGAGCAAUUCGGCCUCGGCCCCGGUCUCGGCCCCGGACCCGGCACCUGCCUCCUCUCCCCCUCCUCCAACUCCGCCGCGCCGCCGCCGCCCCCGCCGCUCCUCCGCUCCCUCUUCCGCGCCGCCGCCGCGCUCCGCCGCACCGACCCCUGGCGCCGGCUCCGCCCCCCGCACCUCCUCGGCGUCCGCGUCGGCCGCGACUCCGACUGGCCCGGCAAGCGCCAGCCCUUCCCCUGCGCCCACUUCGUCGGCGGCGACGGCGGGGACCUCGGCCUCCACCUCUUCCGCUCCGAGACCGACGCCCUCAGGAUCGCCGGAGCGCGCGACACCAAGCUCCUCCCCAACUCCGAGCUCUUUCGGGUAAUCUACCAAACACAUUCCCUGCUCUCCCCCUCCAACAAGAAGAUGAUCGCCUCCUUGUCCCUGGAGCCCUCCGGGGACGACGAUCGCUAUCCGAUGAUCGACGUCGUCCGCUGCACCGCCUCGGGCGCGCUGCGGUUCCGGAAUCCCACGGCCGACGAGAUCCGGUUCCUCUACGCGUUCAUGAGCGCGAUCUCUCUGUUGCAUCCCCUGCUCCGAUCGGCCGGGAACGAUGCGGCGAGGAGGACCCGGCCGCUGCUCUUCGAUCCGUUUAUCGAAACUCUCGAUGUGCAGUGGCCUCCCGAGAUCUCCAAGGCCGGAGAUUUCGUCGCGGUUACCGUCUCCCACCCUCCCGGCCAGGCCUACGAAGAGAAGAAGCCCCCGCCGGCCCCGUCGUCUCCGUUGAAGUACUUGGAGCCGCCUCCGAAGGAGGAGCUCCCGCAAAUUGGAGAAGCAAUUGCCAAUUGGACUAUUCGGAGGCAAUGUGCAUUGUGCGAGAAGCAAUUCCACGAAAAGCAAUCGGUUCCCUGCGGUCGGUGCCGCGCGGUGGUGUACUGCAGCCCGGUGUGUGAGAAGAAGCAUUGGAAGGAAACCCAUAAGGGCAUCUGCGGGCUCUAUACGGCGAUGAUGGAGAGGGAGGAGGAAUUGGCCAUGAAGAUAUUCACCUUCCCGUGCUUCGUCGAACACCCUUGCAAAUGGCUCGAAUCUGUCGGUGUUCAUCAGAAAGGAAUGUGGAGGAGGAGCUGCAGCUGUUACUCUCACUACCCAUUUGGCCUUCUUCCUGGUGGUAAGUCCGGCGGGGUCUCCGAUUUAUGGGGUGGCAUACCGGAACGGGAAUUUCCACCGGAUUCUCCCUUCCCGAACUAUCUGAAUGGGAAUUCGAACCCGAUCUUCCUUUCCGGUUGGUCGGAGUACUAUAAUCUUCGAUCCCUUCCGAUGUCUAGCCCUGUGGCCGCCGUGUUGUCCCACCCUUUCACAGUCUAUCACAUAUUGACCUCGCUCGUUAUAAGCUCCAAAAAUCGGCUUCUCAAGGGAAAAGAAGUGAUCGUCCACUAUCUCGGGCCGGCGGCAGAGCUCGAUUGGAUGGCGGCGUUUGCAGAGAUCAAUCAUUUGCUUAAUGGGUUGGGAAGCAUACAGAUUGUUAUGAUUGGUCCAGAGGUUCCAAGUAAUUUAUCGGGGACGGUAUCGGGGAUUAGCGGCAGGUUGAGAGUGCACUUGGUGAAGGGCAUGUAUCAGGAACAAGCCUCCUAUCUAUCUUCUCCCCAUGUGGUUGUGGCUUUGAACUGUGGCUUGGAGAGCUAUGGGAGUUGGGGAGCAGCUAUCGAGCUCAUUAAAUCGAUGAAUGCGCCGGCCUUCUUCACUGAGAGAUCUGAGCUCUUGUGCGCGAACGCCAAGCAGGUGCUUCGUGGAGCGGGACUGCAUGUUACUCACCCUGUGACGCCGAAUCCAUUCCGUUCGCCAUUACGGGACCAGGCACCUUCGACCAAUUUGCCCUCAUUUAGUAAUGGUUUUGUGUUCGGCGUUAACACAUAAUAUAGCAGCCUAGGUAUUGACAACUGGAUCUUCCAAUGAAUUGCUUCUGCAAUCGAAGAAAUCUGAGAUCCAAGAAGUACCUUGAAACUGGAAAAGGAAGUCCAAUUGGAGCACUUCGCCGAGCCGUAAAACAAGAUCUUAAAAUUUGUGACUAUGUUUUGCUAUUGUAAUUGAUAUCUGUAUGCUGCCUUUUGUUCUUGAAUCUGAGCAUGACAUUCUUGUGAGGUUAUUAUCAAGUUGUGAUCUGAGAUUCCUGUUGCACCGUAGAAAUCAUCUGUGGUAAUCUACGGCUUGUCAAAAAUUGCUGAGAAAAUGAAUGAUACAUUUCAGUUUUCAUUUGA
This is a messenger RNA of Ananas comosus (pineapple), 2822 nucleotides long. RefSeq names its product zinc finger MYND domain-containing protein 15. The record is from RefSeq and is a predicted model, not a curated record. The transcript has a single exon. The coding region runs from base 553 to 2481 and encodes 642 amino acids. Lineage: Eukaryota; Viridiplantae; Streptophyta; Magnoliopsida; Poales; Bromeliaceae.